CAUCGAGGAAUCCCUAAUAAAAGUAAUAUUUAUCAUGAAUGUUCUACUUUUUGUAUUAAAAGAUGGAAGCAAGGUAAACUGGUACCGACUGAGACAUAUUUAGAACACAAGGAGAAAGUUUUAGAGCUAUGGCCCUUGCCACCAGGAUGGGAAGAAGUGUUUGAUGAAGGUUAUGGUCAACAUUAUUUUUGGAAUGUGCACACUAAUCUGGUUUCGUGGAUACCACCCGGACAUCCCCGUGCUGUGCCUACGGAAUCUGCCGCACAAUUGCGCGAAGAACGUCUGAUGAAAGAAGGCGACGAAAGUGAUGAAAGCAGUGAGGCCUCGGAUCAGGAAGUUCCGCAGAUUCAAAAAGAUAAGAAACCUGAUCGCCGAGAAAGAGAAAAGGAACAUUCACAUCAUAGAGACAAAAAAAGGCUCAGGGUCAAAGAUAAUGACUUGGAUCCAAUGGACCCAGCAUCUUACUCUGAUGUACCUAGAGGUAAUUGGACAUCAGGUUUAGAUACACAUUCUAAAACAGGUGUAGAUACCACAGCCUCUGGUUCACUCUAUCAAAUGAGGCCCUAUCCAGCACCUGGAGCAAUACUUGCAGCUAAUGCAAAACAACAUUCUCCACCACCUUCACCAUAAGACUUUCAUUAGAUUGUUUGCUAUUAUAAUACGUAAACUCAGACCUGGCAGUUUUCUUUACAUUAACCAAAUUAAAUGAAAUGGUUAGCUGCACUUGUUGUUCUUAAUGAAUUUGAUAUGUAACAUGUUUAAUUUCUAAAUGGGUAGAGCAUGUAACCUACCCAUUUGCAAGUCUUUUUAGCCUUCUCUGACAUUUCUGAAGUUUUAUGUAUUUCUGCACGAAAGUAUGCGAAGUAACAAUUUUUUUUUUACAAAAAUUCUAUUUUUAUUGCCCUUGUAUGUAGAAGCUCUUGCUUACUAAUAAGUACUCUCAACAAACCUUUUUUGAAUGCCUGGCAAAAAACAAUAUUUUAUAAAUAGGUAAUAAUAGACUUAGAUAUCUCAUAAUUCCAGAUUUAGGUGUCAGUGAAAUCAGAUGCACAUAAUUUACAAAACAAAGUAAAAAAAAAAAUUUU
Molecule: messenger RNA, 1085 nt
Organism: Bombyx mandarina (wild silkworm)
Lineage: Eukaryota; Metazoa; Arthropoda; Insecta; Lepidoptera; Bombycidae
Gene: PQBP1
Product: poly-glutamine tract binding protein 1
Biological process (GO): alternative mRNA splicing, via spliceosome
Cellular component (GO): cytoplasm; nuclear body
Molecular function (GO): protein binding; ribonucleoprotein complex binding
Source: RefSeq, a predicted model, not a curated record